Messenger RNA from Lactuca sativa (garden lettuce), 1178 nucleotides. Lineage: Eukaryota; Viridiplantae; Streptophyta; Magnoliopsida; Asterales; Asteraceae. The record is from RefSeq and is a predicted model, not a curated record.
UAAAUUUAAAUCAUGUGGUUAAUGGUCCAACUUAAAAAAGAAUUUGGUUUUAUCUUCCGUCUUCGUCAUUUGCAGAUCGAACAAAUAGAACGGAACGGGGAUGAAUCAAGGCAGACGGACGAAGAGAGGAAGAAGCGAAGUCUCGUUGGCGCUGCUUCCGAUUCCUCGGUUGUCACAGACCACGAAGAAGACCGGAGGCAUAGAGGAAUCUCGCAGGCGGCUAAUCCGUUUCUUUCUGAUCGAUGGCGAAGAGGGUAUCUAUGGGGACUGACGAGGCCGAAGGGGAAGAUGGGAAGGAGCAGCGAGGCUGCGUUCUUGCUUCUCCGUCGAUAGGGUGCGAAGGAGGAAAAGGGAGAUUGAAUCGCCCGAAGCGAUGCGAGUAGCAGCAGCGAUUAAGCGAAUCUUCGAAGGCUUCGCUCGAUAGGAACAGAAGAGACAGCGAGGGGUGAGACCAGGCUCGACAGAAGAAGAAGAGGUGGGUGCGACGGGGCUUUGUGGUCGAUGGGAAUAGCAGAGAAGGAAGAAUACGACUGGAAAAGGGGUUCGUUUUCUUGGCUGGUUCGAUCGUCAUCAACACACGAAGGAGGAAGAAGGAUUCACGAACGGAGCAGGGGAAGGACGAAGGUGGUGACAGGGGGCUCCGGUGGUGGCAUGGUCGAAUGCUCACAGUGGCAGCAAUCGAUUCGGUUUGGUGGUUUAGUUGCGGUCAUCGAUCAUCAACAGGAAUGGGAGAAGGAAGAACACAAAUGGGAAACUGCCCUUUGUUUUUUGGUUUGCUGGGUAAUUAAGGGGAAGAACAAGAUUGUUCUUCGUAUUUCUUGACUGGAAUCCAUGUAGAAUGAAAGGAAACAUGGGGUUUAUUAAGAGGAAACGUAGAAGAGAGGGGUGAGUGGGGUUGAUCCUGUGACAACUUCUGUGACAACUUCUAUUGUGAAAAGGAAACACGUUUUCCUUUGGGUUUGAGUGUAGUAACGUCCAUUGUGUGUAAAAUUUGAUAUGUUGAUAUGUGGAAGCAAACUCAUGGUUUUUGGCUGUUAUUUUUAUAUAAUAGUUUGAUCUUUGAUUGUUUUUAUAUAUUUUGUGUUUUCUUUGGGUGUAAAUUGAAGCAAAAGGUUUUCUUUUUCCUAUGUAUUAUGUUUAUAACUUAUGUAUUAAUUUGUACAAUUGAUUUAUUUGGU